This is a messenger RNA of Rattus rattus (black rat), 1227 nucleotides long. RefSeq names its product zinc finger protein 120-like. Gene Ontology annotation, molecular function: DNA-binding transcription repressor activity, RNA polymerase II-specific. Gene Ontology annotation, biological process: negative regulation of transcription by RNA polymerase II. Lineage: Eukaryota; Metazoa; Chordata; Mammalia; Rodentia; Muridae. The record is from RefSeq and is a predicted model, not a curated record.
AUGGUCUGGGCCCAGACUCUUGGUAGAGUUGCUUCGAAUUCUGAGAAACUAGCACUUCCUAUCAGUUCCAAGACCACUGUAGACAUGACCAGCAGUGUUGAGAAUACAGUAACUUAUGAGGAUGUAAUUGUGAACUUCACUCGGGAAGAGUGGGCUUUGCUAAAUCCUUCCCAGAAGAAGCUCUACAAAGAUGUCAUGCUGGACACCUACAGGAACCUCAGUACUAUAGGCAUGAAAGAAGUCAUACUGGAGAGAAAGCCUCCAAAUAUUAUCCAUGUAAAGCCUUUACAUAUCACCGUCAUGGUCAAAGGCAUGAAAGCAUUCAUAUUGAAAAGAAAGCCUUUGAAGUUAUUCAGUGUGUUGAAGCCUUUGCACAUCACAGUAGUCUGCAAAUACGUGAAAGAACACAACCUGUCCAGAAUCCCUAUUCAUGUAAGAUGUGGUAAAACCUUUGCAAAUUACAGUAAUCUUAAAAGCCAUGAAAGAAUUCAUAAUAGAGAGAAAUUCUAUGAAUGUAAUCAGUGUGGUAAAGUCUUUGUAAAUCACAGUCAUCUUCAAAGGCAUGAAGUCAUUCAUACUGGAGAGAAACCAUAUGAAUGUAACCAAUGUGGGCAGUCCUUCCCAUACCACAGGAGUCUUCAAAUACAUGAAAGAAUUCAUACUGGAGAGAAACCCUACAAAUGUAAUCAAUGUGAUAAAGCCUUUACAAAUCACACUGGUCUCCUAAGACAUAAAAGAACACAUAGUGGAGAGAAACCCUAUGAAUGUAACCAGUGUGGUAAAACCUUUUCACAACACUAUAAUCUCCUAAUGCAUAAAAGAACACAUACUGGAGAGAAACCAUAUGAAUGUAACCAAUGUGACAAAGCCUUUUCAUACCACAGGAGUCUUCAAAUGCAUGAAAGAAUUCAUACCGGAGAGAAACCCUACCUAUGCAAUCAAUGUGAUAAAGCCUUCUCACGGCACAGUAAUCUUCAACUGCAUAAAAGAACUCAUACUGGAGAAAAACCUUACAAAUGUAAUCAAUGUGAUAAAACCUUUUCACAACACAGUCAUCUCAGAAUGCAUGAAAGAACACAUACAGGAGAGAAACCCUAUGGAUGUAGUCAAUGUGGUAAAACGUUUGCAUGUUAUAGUCAUCUUCAAAGGCAUAAAAGAAUUCAUAAUGUAAAAAAAGCCUGUGGAUAUAUUUAAUGUAUACAUUUAAUAUACAAUGUAAGAUGAAUA